Prunus mume (Japanese apricot) is the source of this 784-nucleotide messenger RNA. RefSeq names its product elicitor-responsive protein 3-like. The record is from RefSeq and is a predicted model, not a curated record. NCBI's taxonomy places the organism in Eukaryota, Viridiplantae, Streptophyta, Magnoliopsida, Rosales, Rosaceae.
AGAAAAUCGUCGUCUAAUUGUCGCAUCAACUUCUUACAAAAAUGCACCAGUCGUGCACUGCUCUGGUUAAAUCACUCACACCAUCUUUUCCUCUUCUUCUGCCUCAGACUCCUCCUGUGAAUUGAAUUUUGUCCAAAUUCCAAACCAAACAUGCCUCUGGGAACGCUUGAAGUCGUUCUCGUUGAAGCCAAAGGCCUCAAGAACACUGAUUUUCUCUCUAAAAUUGAUCCCUAUGUCGUUUUCACUGUGAAGACCCAGGAGAAGAAAAGCAAUGUGGCCAAAGGGCAAGGAAAUGAAGCAGAAUGGAAUGAAAGCUUUUUGUUUACAGUCUCGGAGGAUGUUUCAGAGCUUCGUUUGAAAAUAAUGGACAAAGAUACCUUUACUGCAGACGACUUUGUUGGGGAAGCAACCAUUCCUUUAGAGCCAUUGUUCGCUGAAGGAAGCCUUCCACCAACUAUGUACAAUGUUGUCAACAAGGACCGAGAUUAUCACGGAGAGAUCAAAAUUGGACUCACAUUCACUCCCGAGCCUGAGAGAAACAGCUUUCGUUCCAGAGACUAUGCUGCUGAGGAGAACUAUGGUGGAUGGAAAGAAUCAUCUUUCUAGGAAUGGCCUUGUGAUUUGCAAUGAAAUGUAUGAUGCUCAUUUAGCUGCUUGGCGUUGGAAUAAAGAGCAUCAAUCCUGUUUGAGUUUCCCUUUCUGUGUAUUCCAGUUAUUAGACUGAUAUUUUUGUGCCUCAACCUACUUAGUGGAUUUAAAUAUUCAGUUAAAUUUACUUGUUUUC